Molecule: messenger RNA, 1254 nt
Organism: Cydia fagiglandana
Lineage: Eukaryota; Metazoa; Arthropoda; Insecta; Lepidoptera; Tortricidae
Product: TD and POZ domain-containing protein 1-like
Exons: 2
Coding region: 133-1011 (292 amino acids)
Biological process (GO): regulation of proteolysis; proteasome-mediated ubiquitin-dependent protein catabolic process
Cellular component (GO): cytoplasm; nucleus
Molecular function (GO): ubiquitin protein ligase binding
Source: RefSeq, a predicted model, not a curated record
UUUGAUCAAAUUUAUAGAGGUGACUGUCUGGAGCAAAGAAUAUAAUACUCACUAGGAGGUCUGGAGUAUCUGGUGGUGACUGAGUUUCUUUGAUAACAAGUAGUUUGACUUGACUCGAGUUUCGAACGCACAAUGCUCAGAGCAACGGACUCCAUGAAAAUGAUCAGCAUUGGGAAGAACAGCAACAGUUCAACACAAUCAUCAUUGAAGCUUGUUUUUUCAAUUGAUGCACUAGAACAAGGCACCCAUAUAAGCCAAAUCUUUGAUAUUUAUAACAUAGUAGACAUACAAUUUCUUCUGAAACAACAUGAAGACAAUGAAAUUGAUUAUUACAUCAGCGCAAAAAAAGUGGAAUCAGCCAGCACAAGCAAUUUAAAAAUUAAGAUUCAAAGAGCCUGCGGGGAUACUCACACCUGCCAUUUCACAUGUAGAGAUCACUGGAGCCAAUGGCAAUCUAUAGGAACAGGCUCAUCAAAUGAUUCAAAGAGAUACCUUGAUCUCUAUUGUACUGUCUCUAUCACUUCUAAUAGAAUCAAUGAAGUUACAAUAAGCCUUCAUGAAGACAAACAUCUUACCGACUUUCAAUUAAGCACCACUGAUGGCAAUGUUGCAGUACACAAAGCAGUCCUAGCUGCAAAUAGUCCGGUAUUCAAGACUAUGCUUAGCGGAGAAUGGAAGGAGACAACUGAAGGCUGCCUACAAGUGAAAGGUGUUACUCUCCGGACACUUAAUCAUCUGAAAAACUACAUGUAUUUGGGAGUUAUGCCUGACAGUGAAUGUGACAUUCGUUCACUUCUCUUAGUAGCACACUGCUACCUAAUUGAUUCUUUAAAGAAAGAAUGCAUCAUUAACCUUGCUCAAAGUGUGACCUCUGAGAACUUGUACAAAUUAUUAGAAUUUUCUACACUUAAUCGGAUCCCAGAGUUAACAUAUGCAAUACUUGAAGCUGUGCCAAAAUAUAUAGUGAAAAUUUGCCAGAAAAAAAUGAAGGUCCCAAAAGCUAACCAUUGACAUAAUUUUAUUAGACUUAGAAAAUCAGUUAAUUAUUAUCAAGCAUUUUUCAUUUGUUUAAAUAUUUGUAUGAUGAAGAUCAUGUUGAUUUAAUAUAUCAAAGUAAUAUUAAACAAUAUUCUUAGAUGACUAUUGUUUAAGUAGACAUAAUAUUUAUUUUAGGGACAAGGUAAUAUACAAAGUUGUUUAUAUCUAUUUUAUGAUACAUAGAUGGUGUUUAUGGCAAAUACCACUUCAUCUUCA